AUGAACUUAUACUACAUUCCCAACCAGGGCGCACAGCUCUCGGCGUCGCUCGACUUUGUAAAGGCCAUCGUGGCCGGCAUCGAGUCCAGCUAUCCUCGCGCUAACAAGGCGGGCGCCUGGACACUCUCCCACCGCGUGCUCCGCGACGUUCCUCCGUACAGCGAAACCGCUCAAACAGACUACGCGCAUUCGUACCAGCACUUGCUACACGUAUCCACUAUCAGCCCAGACCGCACAUAUAGUCUUAUUCAGCGCCCACCUCAAGCCGGCUCGAACGGGACUUCCGCCGCGGCGCCGCAAGUCGCUAUAGCAUCGAUCCCUCUGAGCCAGAGUGACGCGCAUUUUGCUUUUCUGGCCAACCAAAUGCCGCUUCUCUGGAGCCCGCAGCGCAUGCUCGACGUCGCAAACGGCAAGACCUACCAGGCUGGCGACUUCCUCAUCUACGUUGGUGAGCUUCGGUCCAGGCGCCAAGUCCAGACGAGUACCCAGACUUCUCCGGGUGUCGUAGUCUGCGUCUCUACACACGCCGGUGGCCCGGACAACGACGUUCACGCCUCAUAUCUACUAGUAAAUGAAGACACCAUAGAUUUCGAGUAUGCACAAGCUUCGAUACGUGAGCUCUGGAGUACCAUCAAGAAAGACAUCACCUUUGGUCGUUCCGAGGUUCGCGAGAAUAUGCAGCUUGCUCAAGACUUUGGCGAUGAUGAAGAGCGAAGUCGUGAGGCGGUUAUGCGCAUGUGGUGCGAGGCACUGAGUCCAAGAGCGUGA
Didymosphaeria variabile is the source of this 768-nucleotide messenger RNA. RefSeq lists its product as uncharacterized. The transcript is spliced from 2 exons. Bases 1 to 768 code for a protein of 255 amino acids. Gene Ontology annotation, cellular component: mediator complex. Gene Ontology annotation, biological process: regulation of transcription by RNA polymerase II. Gene Ontology annotation, molecular function: transcription coregulator activity. Lineage: Eukaryota; Fungi; Ascomycota; Dothideomycetes; Pleosporales; Didymosphaeriaceae. The record is from RefSeq and is a predicted model, not a curated record.